Molecule: messenger RNA, 2036 nt
Organism: Nerophis lumbriciformis (worm pipefish)
Lineage: Eukaryota; Metazoa; Chordata; Actinopteri; Syngnathiformes; Syngnathidae
Product: E3 SUMO-protein ligase ZBED1-like
Molecular function (GO): protein dimerization activity
Source: RefSeq, a predicted model, not a curated record
UAUUUUAAUAAACGGCCUAAUAAUGUUGUUUUAUGCACACUGUGUCGAGCGGAAAUGGCGUAUCACAGCAGCACAACGGCUAUGAACGAGCAUCUAAAAAGAAAACAUCCGACAGAGUUCUUCCCAUCACCAUCAACGAGUCAAUCAUCCGCCAAACGACAAAGCAGUGUCCAGGAUUUUUUUCCAAAGAGGCAUGGGACUGAAUGCACACCCCAAGUGGCCGCUGACCUGACUGAUGGUGUCCUGGAAAUGAUGGUCAUAGACAUGAGGCCAUUAAAUAUGGUAGAAGGGGAAGGGUUUCAAAAAAUGAUCAAACGGUUUCACUUUGGCUACACACUACCAUCAAGAACCCACUUCACUAAGCUUAUGGAGCAAAAAUACACAAAGAAAAUGAAUGAAGUCAAAGCAAUCCUGAAAAAUGUGAAAGGAAAACUGACACUCACAACUGAUGCAUGGACAAGUAUGGCCACUGAAGCUUACCUUGGUGUCACCAUUCACUUUGUUAAUGAUGAGUGGGAGCUUACCUCAAUUAACUUGACAACAAUGCCCCUCAAUGAAAAGCACACUGCAGAAAACAUUGCCUCUUGGAUUGAGGAUGUUGUCAAUAAGUUUGAAAUAAACAUAAAACUAGUACAAGUCAUUGUACAUGACAAUGCUGCAAAUGUUGCAGCUUUAAGAGUUCUUGAGGAAAGACAUGGUGUUUCAUCCCUCAGAUGUGUUGGCCAUACUCUACAGCUUGUAGUUAACCAUGCUCUAAAGGACAACCACAUCAGCAGAGCUUUAGGAGCAGCAAGAAGUUUGGUCGAGCACUUCAGAAAAAGUGAGCUAUCCAGUACAAAACUAAAGGUUAAGCAAAAACAAAUGGGUUCUCCAGACCACAGCCUCAUACAAGAUGUGUCUGUGAGAUGGAACAGUUCCUUUUACAUGAUUAGUCGCCUGCUUGAGCAGAGGUGGCCAAUAACAGCAACUCUGUCAGAUCCGGAGGUCACUCAAAGAGGGAAGCAUUUUCUGGAUCUUAAGGCUGACCAGUGGAGCUUGCUUGAAGAACUUGAACAAGUUCUGAAACCUUUUGAAUGUGCAACUGUGUACCUGAGUGGAGAAUCUCAUGUAACAGUUUCCGCUGUCCCUCUGCUGGUCAAAGGGCUUCGGAAGGCUACACAAACUGCUUUUGAAAAUGCAUCAAUCAAGUGUUUCCAGGUCACUGCUGCACGUGAGAUAACAUCCAGGUGGGAAGCCGAGACCACAUUCAAAGAUGAUGGACCAAAUGUGUGCAUAUUAGCAGCUGCACUUGACCCACGAUUCAGGAAGCUGAAAUUCCUGACUGCAGAUGAGUGUUUAAAAGUUCAAUACAAGCUGCAUGCAAUAGUUCUGGAGGAGAAAAGAAGGGAAAAGGAGACACACGCUCAACAGGGCACAGCAAUGCAAGUGGAAAGACCAGAUGCUGACAGGCGGCCUGUAUCUUUACUAGACGCACUUCUUGGCUCAGAUUCAGAUGAACUCAGCAACAAUGAGGAAGACAACAAUGACAGUAAUGAUGCUGAAAUGGUCAGAAACGAGUUAGUGUCUUAUUUUGGAGAAUCCCCCAUUUCCAAGGAUGAAAACCCAUUAAAAUGGUGGAAAGAACAUCAGGCAAGGUUUCCAAAUCUGGCAAUGCUGGCUCGGUCUUACCUCUCAGUUCCAGCCACAUCGACCCCUUCUGAGCGCCUAUUUUCAGCUGCUGGGAAUAUUGUAAACAAGAAAAGAACCAGCCUCACCCCAGAGCAUGUAGACAUGCUAACCUUUCUUCAUUACAACUGUUAGUCACUCACUGGAAUGAGUAGAAUUGGUUAUAGUGUACUGUGUUGGACUGGAUGUUUAUUUUGCACAUUUUAAAAGCAAUACUUAAUGUUUACAGUGCUCCAGAAUAUUUAGAUUGGCACAAAUGUUUACAGUGUUACAGAAUGUUUUGCCAUGUUUUCAAUGUUGACUGAGUGGCCAUACUUUUUUUUUUUGUAAAUAAAAGCCAUGCCUUUUGAAAAAACUGGCCUAAAUUUAUU